AUGCAGGGAGUGACAGUUUGGACGUGUGACAUUAAAGAAGAACCUCGAGAGGAGUCUUCAAAGGAACAUGCAAUCGUGGAAGUCAAAACGGAGCCUUAUAACGUUGCAAUCUUGACUGGACAGGACCAAAUGGGACAUAAGUGUGAUUCAACAUCAGAAGGCAUGACAGCUGGGAUGUGUGAUGUUAAAGAAGACCGUCAAGAGGACUCUUCGAAUGAACAUCCAAUCAUAGAAGUCAAGACAGAGCCUUAUGACGUUGCCGUCUUGACAGAACAGGACGAGAUGGGACACAACUGUGAUUCAAGAUUAGAAGCAGCAAGAGAGAGUCCCACUACUCCUCCAUCGGAUGCUCAGAUGGGAGAGACGGGUAUUGGGUGCGACAUCUGUUCCUCUGUUCCUGGGUUCUCAUGGUCUGGGAGUGACGAGAACCACGUGUUGAAGCAUACAGACGAGAAGCCAUGCAAGUCCAAUCUCUGUUCUGCACAGUUCCGGUGGAGCACGAGCCCAUGGUGUCACAAGCGAGCACAUACGGGCAAGAAGCCGCACAAGAGUGAUCUCCGCCUUGCGGAGUUCAGCCAGAUUGCGCACCUGCAGCUGCGGAAACGAGCACACACAGACAAAAACCGAUACAAGUGUGAUGUCUGCCCUGCGCAGUUCAGCCAGAGCCGCCACCUACAGUAUCACAGGCGGACACACACGGGCGAGAAGCCAUACAAGUGCGAUGUCUGCCCUGCAGAGUUCAGCACGAGUGUCCAGCUACAGUAUCACAGGCGGACAUACACGGGUGCUAAGCCAUACAAGUGCGAUGUCUGCCCUGCAGAGUUCAGCCAGAGCGGGAACCUACACCAGCACAAGCGGACACACACGGGCGAGAAGCCAUACAAGUGCGAUGUCUGCCCUGCAGAGUUCAGCAGGAGCGGGAACCUACAGCAGCACAAGCGUACACAUACGGGCGAAAAGCCGUACAAGUGCAAUGUCUGCCCUGCACAGUUCAGCACGAGUGUCCAGCUACAGUAUCACAGGCGGACACACACGGGCGAGAAGCCAUACAAGUGCGAUGUCUGCGCGGCAGGGUUCAGCCGGAGUGGGAGCCUACAGCGUCACAGACUGACACACACGGGUGAGAAGCCAUACAAGUGCGAUGUCUGCCCUGCAGAGUUCAGCCAGAGUGGGAACCUACACCAGCACAAGAGGACACACACGGGCGAGAAGCCAUACAAGUGCGUUGUCUGCGCAGCAGGGUUCAGCCGGAGUGGGAGCCUACAGUAUCACAGGCGGACACACACGGGUGAGAAGCCAUACAAGUGCGAUGUCUGCCCUGCAGAGUUCAGACAGAGCGGGAACCUACACCAGCACAAGCUGACACACACGGGCGAGAAGCCGUACAAGUGCGAUGUCUGCGCUGCACAGUUCAGCACGAGUCUCCAGCUACGGUAUCACAGGCGGACACACACGGGUGCGAAGCCAUACAAGUGCGAUGUCUGCCCUGCAGAGUUCAGCCAGAGCGGGAACCUACACCAGCACAAGUGGACACACACGGGUGAGAAGCCGUACAAGUGCGAUGUCUGCCCUGCACAGUUCAACACGAGUGUCCACCUACAGCAGCACAGGCGUACACAUACGGGCGAAAAGCCAUACAAGUGUGAUGUCUGCCCUGCAGAGUUCAGCCAGAGCGGGAACCUACACCAGCACAAGCAGAUACACACGGGCGAGAAGCCAUACAAGUGCGAUGUCUGCCCUGCAGAGUUCAGCAGGAGCGGGAACCUACAGCAGCACAAGCGUACACAUACGGGCGAAAAGCCAUACAAGUGCGAUGUCUGCCCUGCAGAGUUCAGCCAGAGCGGGAACCUACACCAGCACAAGUGGACACACACACACGGACGGGCGAGGAGCCAUACAAGUGCGAUGUUUAUCCUGCCGAGUUGAGCAAGAGCACGGAGCUGUGGAACCACAAGUGCAGGCACGAGGGCGAGAAGCCAUACAAGCGCGAUGUCUCUCCUGCAGACUUCAGCCAGAACACAAGUACGUCUUUUUACGAGGGAAAACGCACGUGUAAGAAGCUGUACGAGUGCAGUCCCCUCUCUUGCAAAGUUCAGCCAUGGCAAUGAUCUUGCGGCACUAUGUGCAGGGGAGAAGCCAUACACAAGUGCCAUGUCUACCUGCAGAGUCCAGCCAGAACACAAAUCUGAACAAUUAUAAAUGCGCACACACGGGCCAGAAGCCAUACAGGUGCGAGUUCUGACCUGCAGGGUCACCCACAGAACGAAUUGCGAUGUCACAAGCAGACACAUAUGACAGAGGAUCCCUACAAGUGGGAUGUGCGUCUUGCAGAGUUCAGCCACAGCGUGGGCCUGUGGCAUCACAAGUAGACACCGACAGAUAUGUGAAACCAUACAGAAGUAUUCUCUGUUCUACAAACUUGGCAUAGCAUUCCGCAUGCUGAUUCCACUAAUAUAUCUGAAAUGUCGUGCCGCAAUAGAGUUGAAUUGCACAGAAACUUUGAAGAUCCCUUGCUCCCAUUGCACCACGCUUAAAGUUGAAUGGAAUCAAUUACUGCGUAUAGUACCUUCCAAGGGGGAUGUGUUUACUAAAGAACAGAUGAAGAUAACAAACAACAUAUAUACAUAUUCUGAUGAUGAAGUGGGGAGGUUUUCCAUAGCUAGGGUGUCUAAUAUGAGUGGUGACAAUGAUAAGUGGUGACGAUGAGAGGUGACUGGAAUGAUCGGAGCUGCGGUGGCGAUGCUGAAUGUGAUCGUGAUGGUGGAAAUGUCCAAAUAUAACAAAACAUAGGCUAGACUCAUCAAUAGAUCGUAUUGACAAAUAUAAUAGAAGUCAGCUGGUGCAUGCAACAUCAAAACGGAAGUGUGGUUCUGCCAUACUGUAGCAUGAGCUCGUGAACAAAUUGUACAUGGCCUCAUGACCGUGUCAACUACUUAAAAGAAAGUCAACUUACGUUAACAUGAGUACGGAUUUGUCCAGCCAGUGCAGCAGUUUAUAUACACACUGUAACCGUUUUCAUGUCUUGAAAGGUGUAAUACUUGCAGUGCGUAUACCUUUUUCGGUGUAAUUUUGGUAAGAUCAUAAUGGAGCACGGUUUCGCACUAAUUUUCUUUACUCAAAUGUUGUGUGUUCUCCAAAAAUUCAGUCUUGCAACGUCUCAACAUUGUUGAACAGUAUUGUAGACACUUGCACGUGCUCGAUUAUCGGUAGCGAUGCACAUAUGCAUUAGCACCAAGACAUAAUGAAAGCAAGAUUUGCACUGACACUUGAUCUUUUCUAAUGCUUUCCGAAUUUUUAAAAUAUCAUCCUGGAGGUACAAUGUUACAAAACCAGGUUGAAUGCGCAUAGCGCUCACGUUUAAAGGUGUGAAAAAGUUUACAGUGCACUGAGCACACAAGCACGUGGAAGAACAUGCAGCCAUAUGUUAGCAGUAGCUAUCGUGCUUUUGCGUUAUUGACAGCUGCCGUGUGACUGCAUUGCUUUUCUGUGCUCAUUUAUUGAGUGUGGAUAUAGACAACAGUAGUAAACGAGGCUAAACAAGCACCCAUGUUGCACUUGCUCUCCUUCUUUUACUUUGUUGAUAGCUGUCAUAUGGCCACAGAGUUUGUCCAUGUGCUCAUGUGUUCAGUGUGAAUAUAGUGCUAAACAACCACAAAAAAGUGUCCUUUUUGUGUCUCCUGAAGCUCAAGGCUUUUCUUUCAAACAAAAAUGUAUGCUUGCUGUUCGGCAUCUUUUUGUGAGUAGGAGUGUUGGAAAUUACUCGACGACACUGCAGCUUUACACUGAUGUGAUCUGUGCACUCUCUAUUAUAUGGCCUCAUAUCCUGUAUCGGUAAUCCUUAAGAAUGGAAAAACACACCCCUGUGGAGUCAUGCCACACGAUUUGUCAUAUCCACCUGCAUCCACAUUGCAAUUAUGCCCCUAUUUAUGGCGAAUGCCAGUAUGCCUCUAAUACGGCUGUUGUGCCUGUCUUGAACGUCUUCUGAAUAACUGAGUUCAAAAAUGGUAGUAAACCAAACGAGUAACCGCUUCUAAUAUA
Messenger RNA from Ornithodoros turicata, 4038 nucleotides. Its product is annotated as zinc finger protein 883-like. Gene Ontology annotation, molecular function: DNA-binding transcription factor activity, RNA polymerase II-specific; RNA polymerase II cis-regulatory region sequence-specific DNA binding. The transcript has 4 exons. The record is from RefSeq and is a predicted model, not a curated record. Lineage: Eukaryota; Metazoa; Arthropoda; Arachnida; Ixodida; Argasidae. Gene Ontology annotation, biological process: regulation of transcription by RNA polymerase II. The coding region runs from base 1 to 1926 and encodes 641 amino acids.